Messenger RNA from Arachis ipaensis, 1303 nucleotides. RefSeq names its product putative caffeine synthase MTL2. NCBI's taxonomy places the organism in Eukaryota, Viridiplantae, Streptophyta, Magnoliopsida, Fabales, Fabaceae. The record is from RefSeq and is a predicted model, not a curated record. Gene Ontology annotation, molecular function: methyltransferase activity.
AGUAUUAUUAUUAUUUUUCCUUAAAGCAAGUACCACCUGCUCAUCUUUGCUUACUAUAAAGAAGAGGGGUGUUUCAACAACUGAGUACUGUGGCUAUUAAGCUUUUGAAUCUUUGAUAAUCUUUGCUGUGAUCAAUGGCAACAACCACAAGCAAGUUCAUUCACGCUAAUGGUGGAGUUGGAGAAACAAGCUAUGCUAACAACUCCUCACAUCAGAAUAAGCUAAUAUCCAAAGUGAAACCUAUGCUGGAACAAAGUUUAAGGAGUCUCUAUAGCAGCUCUCUACCAAGUUGUCUGAAAGUGGCAGAUUUAGGGUGUUCUUCAGGUCCUAAUGCACUCAAAUUAGUGUCUGACAUCAUUGACAUUGUAGAUUCUAUAAGCUGCAACCUUGAUAAUCAUGAUAAAAAGCCACUUGGAUUCCAGUUUUUCCUGAAUGAUCAAUUUCAGAAUGAUUUCAACAACAUAUUUCAGUCACUGCCUCACUUCUAUGAGAGGAUAAAGGAAGAAAAGGGAGAGAGACUCGAUUCGUGUUUCGUGAAUGCAACGCCGGGGAGCUUUUAUGGGAGGCUCUUCCCUAACAAUUCCAUUCACUUCUUUAAUUCUUCCACAAGUCUGCAUUGGCUCUCUCAGGCCCCGAAGGGAUUGGCUAAGGGAACCGGAUUGGUUAAUAAGGGAAACAUUUACAUAACAAGUACAAGUCCACCAGAGGUGUACCAAGCAUAUCUUGAUCAGUUUCGACAUGAUUUCGGUGCAUUUCUAAGAUCUCGUGCAAAGGAAUUAGUGCAGGGUGGUGGUAUGUUUCUGUUGUUUCUUGGCAGAGAUCAAAGUUCUGAAAUAGUAACUCCUUAUGGAAUUCUUGGUUCAGCACUCAAUGACAUGGUUUCAGAGGGUUUGAUUGAAGAAGAAAAAUUGGACUCAAUUAACAUGCCAAGAUAUGGUGCUACACCAGAUGAAGUGAAACAAGUGAUUGAGUCAGAAGGGUCUUUUACUCUUCAAAAGCUUGAAGCUAUCAAUACCCCUUGGGAUGAGGGUUUGAACAAGAACAAUGACAAUGAUGAUACAAAUAUGAGUGCUGAUUUCAUAGCCAAAUAUGUAAGAGCUACUUGUGAACCGUUGAUGAAGGCAGAGUUUGGUGAAGGAAUAAUUGGUGAGUUAUUUGUAAGAUAUAGAAAGAAGCUUGUGGUGAAGUUGGAACAAGAGAAGUUAGAGUACACUAAUUUGGUCAUGUUCAUGACUAAGAAAUGACAUGAAUGUUAUUAUUUUGAAUAAGCUAUUCAAAUAUAUAAUUCUCUUCUUUUUUUUUU